UCUUCUCUUGUGAGCCGCUCCCUCCAACGUAUAUUCCCUAUCCUCUCGUCCCUCACAAACUUUUUUCCUCUUUUCAAAACUCCUACCCAAAAUUCCCCAAAAUUUCGAAAAACUCCCCCUCCCCCUCACCCCCUCGUUAAAACGCCCUUCCCACCUUGACCUUAUCUUAUCUCUUUUUCGCAGUGACGUGCAGCGUGUGUGGCUCUCCGCCCCGGCACCAGCAGAAAACCAGCAGAGAAACGAUGAUGAUGAUGAUGAUGGUGGUUAGCAGAUCUCUUUUGCUGGCUGAACAAAAUAACUGACUCACGAAACGACGACUGACUCGCUCACUCCUCAAUUCCUCCAAACCAACCACUCAUCCGCCGCCGACCACUAAUAGAAAAACUAAUAGAAGAAAAAGAAGAAGAAUUGUUCAGAUAGGACGAUGGCCGCCAUCCGUAAAAAGUUGGUGAUAGUUGGUGACGGAGCUUGUGGUAAAACUUGUCUUCUCAUCGUGUUUAGCAAAGAUCAAUUUCCAGAGGUGUAUGUACCCACGGUUUUUGAGAAUUAUGUCGCCGAUAUUGAAGUCGAUGGGAAACAGGUCGAACUCGCAUUGUGGGAUACCGCUGGACAGGAGGAUUAUGACCGCCUGCGACCCUUAUCGUAUCCAGAUACGGACGUCAUUCUCAUGUGCUUCUCCAUUGACUCGCCAGACUCUCUGGAAAACAUUCCGGAGAAAUGGAAUCCUGAGGUGAAGCACUUUUGUCCCAAUGUUCCCAUCAUUCUUGUCGGAAACAAGAAGGAUUUGCGCAACGAUCCAGCCACCAUGAGAGAAUUAGCAAAAAUGAAGCAAGAGCCGGUCAAGCCGGAAGAGGGUCGCGCAAUGGCGGAGAAAAUCAAUGCUUUCGCUUAUCUUGAGUGCUCCGCCAAAAGUAAGGAAGGAGUCCGAGAAGUUUUCGAAACCGCGACUCGAGCUGCAUUACAAGUAAAGAAGAAGAAACGUACCAAGUGUUGUAUUUUGUAAGUCAUCAUCCAAUCCAUUCGUCAUGAAUUAAUUAUUAUUAUUAUUAUUAUUAUUGUCAUCAUUAUUAUUAAAUUAAUCAUCAUCCUCCUCCAUCACUCGCCGUAUAAAUCACUACCAGCAAACCAACUACCAACCAGCCAAACCCCACAAAUUCAUUAAUUAUUAAUUGUAACGGUUGCUGUGUGGGUGUUAUUAUUACGUAUUUAGAUAAAUGUUACGUUGUUGUUCCAGGCAUUUUUUGAAAGAGAGAAAUUCAGAUUAUUAUUGUUAUUAUUAUAUUAUUAUACAACUCUUCCUUUUAGACAACUUAUCAGAUUAUUAUGAAUUAUAAAAUUAGGUAAAAAACAACUUUCAAACUUUUUCGCCGUGACCUAUAUACCAUAAAAUAAGUACCAUACCAGAAGAAAAGAGAAGAACGUUCUAUAAUAAUAAUUAUUAAGGAACAACAAUAUUAAAUAAGGAACAAUUACUAACAAACAACACGAGGAGGAGAGAAAAGAAAACUCUGCUGCUGUUAUUACUCUGUACUUUAUCUACCUUAAAAAAACCUUAAAUCUAUUAUAUCUAUCUAUGUAAAUCUACCCCUGUUAUUGCCACUACUAAACUGAAACUAACCACUCUAUGUAUUAAAACUAACUACUACAACAACUAACGGACUAACUACUCUACUACUGGGACUACUCUUGUAUGCUAUUAUUACAAUUAUAAUUGUCACUAUUAUUAUUAUUAUUAUUAUUCUUUAGUAUUGUUACUCAUGAGCGGAUAAAAGUUUAUGAUUAUAUAAAUAUAAAUAAAGUCCACAAGAUUUAGACAGUUCAGUUGUCUUUAGAAAA
Molecule: messenger RNA, 1836 nt
Organism: Folsomia candida
Lineage: Eukaryota; Metazoa; Arthropoda; Collembola; Entomobryomorpha; Isotomidae
Gene: Rho1
Product: ras-like GTP-binding protein Rho1
Exons: 5
Coding region: 425-1003 (192 amino acids)
Biological process (GO): small GTPase-mediated signal transduction; cell migration
Molecular function (GO): GTPase activity; GTP binding
Source: RefSeq, a predicted model, not a curated record